Messenger RNA from Saccostrea echinata, 8053 nucleotides. RefSeq names its product Golgi-specific brefeldin A-resistance guanine nucleotide exchange factor 1-like. The coding region runs from base 1 to 5709 and encodes 1902 amino acids. Gene Ontology annotation, molecular function: guanyl-nucleotide exchange factor activity. The record is from RefSeq and is a predicted model, not a curated record. Gene Ontology annotation, biological process: regulation of ARF protein signal transduction. The transcript has 37 exons. Lineage: Eukaryota; Metazoa; Mollusca; Bivalvia; Ostreida; Ostreidae.
AUGGGUAGGCCACAAAAUGGAAUCUACAUCAUCCAGGGAGAGAUCAGUUUGGUUGUCACUGCAAUGAAAAGAAGUUCUCGUUGGGUAAACCACACACAACAGGAUGAAGAAAGUGACCCUCUUCUUAGCAGUUUUUCUCAACUGAAAGACAUUUUGAAUAACAUAUCAGAUUUGGAUGAGAUUGAACCUAAUGCAUUUUUGGGCCCAUUCCUGGAAGUGAUCAGGUCGGAGGAUACAACUGGACCAAUUACAGGCCUAGCUCUGACUUCAGUGAACAAAUUUUUAUCCUAUGGUUUAGUGGAUUCAGCUUGUGAGACAGCUCCUGCUGCCAUAGAGAACAUAGCAGAUGCUGUCACUCAUGCCAGAUUUGUAGGCACGGAUCCAGGAUCUGAUGAGGUGGUCCUGAUGAAAAUUUUGCACGUUUUGCGGACUCUGUUGUUAGCCCCCGCUGGAGUUCUUCUUACCAAUGAGUCAGUCUGUGAAAUUAUGCAGUCAUGUUUCCGAAUUUGUUUCGAAAUGAGACUUAGUGAACUACUGAGGAAGUCAGCGGAACACACACUGAUGGACAUGGUUCAAUUGUUAUUCUCACGACUGCCACAGUUCAAGGAAGAUCCUAAAUGGGUAGCCAACAUGAAAAAGCUGAAGAUGAGAACAGGAGGAGUGGAUCCAUCUCGUAUGGGGAGGAAGAAACGGUCACCUAAACCACGACCAAAACGUCCAAAGUCCAAACAGCAGGACAACACUGCAGGCACCAUACAGGAGUGUGAGAAUGUGUCCAGCUCCAGGGAGGAUGUUUCUGGGGGUCAGGAUCCUCCCCAAGACAGCAUAGUGUCUGAGGGGAUAGAGUAUGUUCAGGCUUCCAAGGAGAGGCUAGCCACCACCCCUGCUACCCCGGGGGAAGAUGGAGUGAUUGACAUCAGUCAACGCUUUCAGGAGGCAACGGACAAAGAAAAACAAGCUGCACAGAUUUCAGAAGAGAUUUCAGAACUACAGAUAGAUGAUAGUUCCACUGAAAUAGACAAAGACUGUUUUAGUUUACAAUCAGAAUCAUCCAACAUAAGCUUAAAUAUGGAAAAUUCUGGAUCCACCUCCCAAGUUGUGCUUUCAGUUCCUCAGAGAGAAGACACAUCACAAAAGGGCCCUGACAUGCUGGGUACCUGUGGAGAUAUGGACAGGGUCAGUUUACACUCAGAAGACACAGAGUCUGUACACAGUACUGCAGAGAAUUCAGAACCAAUGGUGGUGGAUGAGAUUGUCAACCCUCAGGGAGUCAGGUUCACCCCUCAUCACCACCACAAGGAAGGUUCUGGUCCUCUUUUACCCUAUGGCUUACCAUGUGUGCGUGAAUUGUUUCGCUUCCUGAUCUCGUUAACCAAUCCCCUGGACCGUCACAACACAGACGUGAUGAUACACAUGGGACUCAGUCUCCUGUCCGUAGCUCUGGAGUCAGGGGCAGAUCAUAUCGGCCAUUACAAUUCUCUCCUGUACCUGGUCAAAGAUGAAAUGUGUCGGCACCUCUUCCUGUUGCUGCAGUCCGAGAGACUUUCUUUGUUCUCAGCUUCUCUCCGAGUUUGUUUUCUGUUGUUUGAGUCCAUCAGAAGUCACCUAAAGCUACAACUAGAGUUUUAUUUGACCAAACUGACAGAUAUCAUAGUAUCUGAGUCUCCCAGGAUCUCAUACGAGAUUCGUGAGAUAGCUCUUGAGUCUAUCGUUCAGCUGUGGAGAAUUCCUGGUCUUGUUACAGAACUUUACCUUAACUAUGACUGUGAUCUAUACUGCUCCAACUUGUUUGAAGAUCUUACCAAACUUUUAUCAAAGAAUGCCUUUCCAGUUCAGGGCCUGUUUUCCACACACCUUUUGUCACUUGAUGCUCUGUUGACAGUAGUUGACAGCAUUGAACAGCACUGUCACAGUCGAAUACUCAGCAUCAACAAACAGGGAGCUGAGGGAAGGCAGACUGUCCAAUCAUCGCAGACAGUGACUGAGAAUGGAGUAUUGGAGUCUUCAGUACCAAGUCCCCCCACCACUGGUUACGUAAUGGCUCAGAAACUCCUCAAUAAAGAACAAACUCAGGAAAGUUCUAAAGAAGAGCCAAAACAGAAAGACACAGCCAAGAGGUCUCCAUCUUUUAGACAAAACAGAAUGAAAGUGUCGUCCACAAUUCCCACAGCUGAGGACAUUGCCACCAUCAAACACAAGAAAAAGCUAUACUAUACUGGCACAGAGCAGUUUAACACAAAACCCUCCAAGGGAAUAACUUACCUCCAGGAACAGGGCCUCUUGUCAGAUCCCCUGGACCCGGGGGAAGUGGUCACUUUUCUGAAGGAGAACCCCAGACUGGACAAAGCCAUGAUAGGAGAGUAUGUGGCCAAGAAAACCAACAGCAAAGUCCUAGAGGCAUUUGUGAAAUCUUUUAACUUUGAGGACCUUCGAGUUGAUGAGGCCCUGAGGCAGUAUCUUGAGGCCUUCCGUCUACCUGGAGAGGCCCCUGUUAUAUCUUACUUGAUAGAGCACUUCUCUGACCACUGGCACAAGAGUAAUGGUGAGCCAUUUGCCAAUGCUGAUGCAGCAUUUACUUUGACGUAUGCCAUCAUUAUGCUCAAUGUAGAUCAACACAACCACAAUGCAAAGAAACAGAACAUCCCCAUGACGGGAGCUGAAUUCAAAAAGAAUUUAAAGAAAUGUAAUGGAGGAGCAGACUUUGACCAGGACAUGUUGGAGGAGAUUUAUGUUGCAAUAAAGAAUGAGGAGAUUGUGAUGCCAGCAGAACACACAGGUUUAGUCAAAGAAAACUAUCUUUGGAAGGUUCUGUUGAGAAGAGGCACCACAAAGGAUGGCCUUUUCCUACAUGUUCCUUCUGGGUCAUUUGAUCAUGACUUGUUCACCCUUAUAUGGGGCCCAACAGUUGCAGCUCUGUCAUUUGUGUUUGACAAAAGCUCCGAUGAUUCUAUAAUCCAGAAGGCAAUAGCAGGAUUUAGGAAAUGUGCUAUGAUAUCAGCUCACUAUGGAAUGAGUGAUGUUUUUGAUAAUCUAGUCAUAUCACUUUGUAAAUUCACCACCCUACUGAGUUCUGUAGAGAGUCCAGAACAUAUACCUGUGAUGUUUGGGAGCAACUCCAAAGCUCAGUUAGCUGCUCGCACUGUGUUUGGGUUAGCUCAUCGCCAUGGUGAUAUUUUAAGAGAAGGGUGGAAGAAUAUAUUGGACUGUAUGCUACAACUUUAUCGUGCCAAAUUAUUACCAAAGGGGUUGACUGAGGUAGAGGAUUUCAUAGAUACUUCAGGAAAAAUUUGUAUAGUGAGAGAAGAGACCACAGCUGCCCAGAGGUCUGAGGGAGUUCUGAGCAGUUUCUACUCAUACUUCACCAGUUCUGAGCCAACCACGAACAAAGGCCCCACCCCGGAGGAGCAGGAAGCCUCCAAACAGGCUCAGAGCUGUAUCAGGGACUGCCAUCUAGAACAGCUGAUUCUGGACAGUAAAUUCCUUAGGGAGGACUCAUUACAGGAACUUAUCAAAGCCCAGAUAUUUGCCUCCCAGGGUCCCGAGGUUCAUAAUUCAGAAUUGCAAUUUGACGAAGAUGCAGCCGUAUUUUUCCUAGAACUUUUAAUCAAAGUUAUUCUUCAAAAUAGAGAUAGAGUUGUUCCUAUAUGGCAGAAUGUAAGAGACCACUUAUACAGUCUGAUAGUAAAUUCUAAUGAGUGCACAUUCCUAGUGGAGAGAGCAGUAGUAGGCUUGUUACGUCUCGCUAUCAGAUUAUUACGUAGAGAAGAGGUGGCACCACAAGUCCUUACAUCGCUCCGUAUUCUGUUAAUGAUGAAACCCACAGUGAUCCAUUCCUGUACUAGACAGAUAUCCUAUGCCCUGCAUGAACUACUGAGGACAAAUGCAGCAAACAUCCACACAAGCCAGGACUGGUUCACUCUGUUUACCCUGCUAGAGGUUGUGGGGGCAGGGGCUAACCCUCCCCCUCUUUUACAGGUCUGCCCAGGUAUUGAAAUGUCUGAGGCCAUCAUUGAUGCAGGAGCCCAGAGUGAUAGUGAGUUACCCAGUACUUCUGUAAAUGACAAUUUGAGUGACCGGGGCUACACAUCAGACAGUGAGAUCAGCUAUGUCAGACAGGCAGCUGUCAACAGAAGCCCCUCCCCUCUGGAGAUCAGACCCAUACCUGACAAUGGAAGCUGGCUCCUGGUAAACAAGGAUUCCCACCAGCCAAUUGGAGAGGAUCAUACAUCAGUGACCAUUCCUAAAGUGAUUCCUAAUCAAUAUAGUAUUGAGUUGAAUGAGGAUUUACAUUACUGUGACAGUAAGGCCUUGCUGAAGUCCUCGGAGACCCUGGCUUUCCUAGUCCGAGAUGCCGCCCAUGUCACGCCCCUCAACUUUGAGAGUUGUGUACAUUCUAUCCGAGCUUUUGUUGAGGCCAGUGUUAAUGGAGGUAGAAGAAGGAUGCCUGCUUUUCCAAGACAACAAAAACCACAAAGCAAACAUGUACAUAAAAAAUCAAAGAAAGAUACAGGGAAAAUGAAGAAGUCUUCUUCCUCACCAAGUCAUAUCCAGAGUAUUUUCCCCUCAGAUGAUGAGGGGGAGGAGGAAGGAACAGGGGGAAGUUUAGCCUCAUUAUCAAUUCAGCUGUUGGAUCUAAUGCACACACUCCAUACACGUGCUGCCACUAUAUUUACAUCGUGGGCAGAGGAGGAGAAUAAUGAAGAGAGGGAAGCAAUUGAUGCUUGUCAUAGUGCAUUAUGGGUAAAGUGCUGGUGUCCUUUGUUGCAAGGAAUAGCCAGGUUAUGCUGUGAUACUAGGAGACAGGUCAGGAGUCAGGCAUUAACAUAUCUACAGAGGGCACUGUUAGUUCACGACCUUCAAACUCUGUCAGCAGCUGAAUGGGAGGCUUGUUUUAACAAGGUAUUAUUCCCCCUCCUGACAAAGCUGUUGGAGAACAUCAAUGUUCAGGACCCCUCUGGCAUGGAAGAGACCAGAAUGAGAGCCUCCACAUUACUCUGCAAGGUAUUCCUCCAGCACUUGAGCCCCCUAUUGUCACUAAGCACCUUCACUGCUUUGUGGCUGACAAUUCUAGAUUUUAUGGACAAAUACAUGCAUACUGACAACAGUGACCUACUGUCUGAGGCUAUACCAGAGUCCUUGAAGAACAUGCUGUUGGUGAUGGACACUGCCAAUAUAUUCCACACAUCAGAUGGUGGCGAGUCACAACUCUGGAAACUUACAUGGGACAGAAUAGAUACUUUCUUACCUCAUUUGCAAAAAGAGCUCUUUAAACCCAAAAAUUCAGAGGAGACACCAGUGAUCAGCUCUCAACCUGUUCCUAGUACAACUGCACCAGUAGCUCAGACACUACAUGAGCAGCAGUCUACAGCGGAGUCACCUCCCUCUCAAAUCCCACCUGAGGUUCCACUAGAGGGCAUCACUGUUGUUAAGGAACACAGUCAUGACUACUACCGUGGGUCAUCUGAAGAGGGUGAUUCCCCGUCCCCACAGCCUCAUAUGGCCCUGUCACACUAUCUUAGUCAGCCCUACUGCUCCUCAGUGGGGCACCAUCCACAUGUCUCCGUGCAUAAAAGCCACAUUAAUCAUGACCCCCCUGUUCCACUUUUGUUGCACCCAGAUAUAAUGCCCUCUGCACCCAUUCAGUUUGUUACAUCACAAGAAAGCCACGAGACAGUGCAGAGCAGGCCCCCAGUGAUAGAAAACCCAUAAUUCUUCCACCAGCUUCAUCAGUUCAGCAUCCUGUACAUACCAUAUAGACUGGGGCUGCCUCAUUUCAAGCAAUAUCAUAUAUGUAUUGUACACUUUGUUAUCAGAUGAAGACUAAAUGGAAUAAAUUGUGUUGUUAUCGUGAUUAUUAACAUUCACAGUGUUGUUUGAUAGUUGAUACAUGUAUUAUGCUUACAUGACAUCAUAACAAAACAACCGAGCUGUAUUCAAGAUCUUAGUGGCUCUACAUAGCCUCCAUGAUUUUGGUAUGCUAGCCUAGCCAAACAAGCAUUAAUUCACACAAUAUGACCUAGAUAUCUAACUUGGCACCUAGGCUAGCUGCCACUAUCUGGAAUGCAGCUCUGGGCUGAUAGUUUUAGAUAUUAAAUACAUGUAGGUUAUAUAUAUAAAGAACAAGGUUCACUUAGGGCCUUUUUUGGCCCUGUGAAUUUCAGAAAAACUAAAAUUGCUUGGUUUAAGUUGAAAAUGCAUUAAAUAUCAUUUAGACCUUUGAUGACUGCGAGUCUAUCAAAAAUGACGUCAUUUUCCUCAUAUCCUGAAAAAUUCUACAAAAACAGCCAAUUUUUAAAGCUAUUUUUCAAUAUUUAAUAUAGAGCGCAACCUCUGAUCUAAAAUAUGCAACUAUUAAAGGAUAGAAAAAUUUCUGAGGAUUACAAAACAUGUUUUAUUUUUUAGAUCAGAGGGUGUGCUCAUAUUAUUUCUCUUCUGUGAAAGUACUCAAAUAUACUUGUUUUCCUUAAAAUUCAAGAACAUUGCAAUUCCAUGGAGCCUGUAUUCCAAGACCUUGGCUUUAAGGAGAAUUUUUUUAAUAGGAAAUGAAAGCACUAAGUCUCUACUUUAUCUUGAUGUUUAAAAUGGAACAUUAAGUGUUAGUCAAUAAAUUGGUAUAUCUACAGGGCCAUUUUAUGCAUAAAGUGAACCUAGCUCUUUACAUUUUAUGGUAGACCUGUGUGAUUCUCAAAAACCCUCCAGAAAACUUCAUCCAUGGAAGCCUGAUUCAAAUGAUAUUUGUAGAAGUAUUCUUCAUGUAGAAAGUUGUCAGAUACAGCAUUGUAAGUCUAUUUAUUUUAGCAGGAAUGUCUUAGUUUCCAACAUUCUUUCCAUGUCACAGAGUUGACAGGAAUUUGUUUUCAAAAAAAUAGAAAUAUAAAGAUUUACCUGUUACUAAAUUGUAUAUAUUAAUUACUUUCUUCUAGAUUGCAGAGAUGGUUUUGUGUUUGUUAAAAAUAUACCAACUUUGUUCAUUAAUACAGAGUUGUUAAUUAUUUUUUUGUGAUUUUACACAAUUACUUAUUUAUCUACAUGUGAUUACAUGUGUUAUGAUAAAAGAUGUGCUUAUUUUGUGAAGAGAAAGUGUACAUAGUAUUAUAUACAUGAAUGUAUUAUGUGUGUGUACAAAAUUCAUAUUUUAUGUAAUUGUUAUUCUAUUCCAGCUUUUACAAUUAUACGAUUGUGUUUUUCUUUUACAAUAUAAAUGUAUAUAUAAACUGUUCUGCAUGUUGUUUUCUUAAUACAAUAAUAUAACAAACUUAAGAUGUUGACUACAGUAGAGGCCCAUAAAAAUCAGAUUUUGUUUUUAUUAUACUUGCAGAUAAAAUGUUUUUGACAUUUAAAGCUAUAUAUGGUGUAUCUGAUUUAGAAAAUAAAAAUAUGAGAUUGAAUGCAGAUGAACAUGAUAUUUGUUAUUUACGAUCAAAUUAAAAUUUUCACCAAUUCUGAACUUGAAUAACCCCAAGUUUCUAUGGUUAAAUUGACUUUAAACUGUGUCUGAUAUUUAAAUGCGGAGUCAGUAAAUAAAUAGGUUAUUGUUUUAAAUUUCUAAUAUCUAUGAAACGCGAAUGAUUUAAAUUGUGUAAUUUACAGAAAAGUCCUAUCUUUAUAUAAAGUAAUAAAACAAAUGGAAAGAUCUUUUUAAUUUUAGUUAGUAUGAACUUAUAAAAAAAAUGCCAUAUAUGACUAAGAGAAACAUUGUAUCUAGGCCAUUUAUAUAAAAAUGAUUUGUUUAUGUGCACAAAAUGUUGGACAUGUUUAAGUUGCUUGCUAGAUACAUAAGAUACAUACAUUAGAUCAUGAGCUUUGAGCUAUCUGGCAUGCAAAUGAAAACAUUACAACUUUUUGUAUUGAAUACCAGUUCAUAUUGUUUUGGACAGGCCUAGAUUUUAUUUUUCAGGGUUUCAUGAGCAAGUGAAAUGGUAAUAGCUGUAAAAAAAUAAUAGCCUAUGUCAAAAGUCAUGUUUAAUGUGAUCUAUAUGAAAUGUUUAAUUUUUGUUAAAGAUUUCAUUGUAGAAGUAUUUAUUGUAAUAAAAUGAGAUGACUAAAUUUAAAA